AUCAUCACCAUCAUCAUUCAUACUCAACUCUCUGUCUCUUUCUUUUACUUAAAUUUUUGAUUUGACUUUGGGAUUUGUUGCAAAAUUAGCUGGUGAUGACUCAUGAGUAGACACUUUUCUAGGGUUUUUUUUUCUCUGAAAUUUCUGAUCUCUUUCACACUUCCAUUAUUAAACUCAAAAGAACAACAAGAGUGAGACAAACCAAAAGAACAAUCUCUUUUGGAAUUUUCAGAUCAAACUUAUUUGAUUUUUGCUAAAUUUAGAUUGGAGAAGAGGAUUUUUAUUUAUUUUUGGAUCCUAAGAUUUGGGCUUUAUUAUUAUUACAAUGCGUGCACCAUCAAUUCUAGCUCAAUGUAUACCUGGGUUAAUGCCUCAUGAUAGAACCACUCAUGCCAUUACAAAUGUUCCCGAAAGGGAUCUUGAUUUCCCAUCACCAGCUGUUGAGAUUGUUCCUUCAAAGACAGCUCAUCCCUACAAGUAUGCUGGGGAGAACGUGGAGUUGCAAGGUUUAAACAUUUUUAAGGGAAGAGUUAGCGUGUCUGAUAUCAUUGGAUUCAGUAGUUCAGAAUCUAUCCAUGCCAAACCUGACGGUUUUCUCAAAUGUUGGGAGAGUUCUAUUGAUCUUGUUAAUGUCCUUAAGCAUGAAAUACGUGAUGGGCAGCUGAGCUUUAGGGGAAAACGAGUACUUGAGCUCAAUUGUGGCUAUGGACUUUCAGGGAUCUUUGCUUGCUUAAAGGGAGCUUCAGCGGUGCAUUUUCAGGAUCUGAAUGCGGAAACCGUAAGAUGUUCAACCAUACCGAAUGUGCUUGCAAAUCUUGAGCAGGCUCGUGAUAGACAAAGUCGUCAACCUGAGACUGAGAGCCCAAUAACUCCUUCAAGGCAGUCAGUGACUGCAGAGGUCCAUUUUUAUGCUGGCGAUUUUGAAGAACUCGACUCUGUUUUAUCUGUUGUUAAGAAGGAGGGUAUUAUUACUGGGAUGAGUCAGUGUUUCUCUGAAGAAGAUUUCAUGGAUGGUUGCAGCAGUCAAGAUGGAAGCAUUUUAGUGGGGCAAGAAUCAUCGUCAAGGAGGUCUAGGAAAUCUGGAAGCCGAGCAUGGGAAAGGGCGAACGAGUCCGACUUAGGAGAAGGCGGGUAUGAUGUUAUUAUGAUGACUGAAAUCCAACAUUCAGUGAUCUGCUUGAAGAAGUUAUAUGCUCUCAUAAAGAAGUGUUUGCGGCCACCAUAUGGAGUCCUGUACUUGACAACAAAGAAGAGUCAUCACAUUUUCCAAGGUUCGCGAAACCUAAGAAACGUGGUUGAUGAAGAAGGGAUUUUUGGUAUUCAUAUGGUUACAGAAAUGUCUGACAGAGAGAUAUGGAAAUUCUUCUUCAAGUAAUUAUAAAUUAUAAUUGAAAAUAACACUAAAUGUAAUGCUACUACGAAGAAAAUAUUCAGAUUUCCUCUUUAACAUUCCUUAAUAUUUUGUAGAAAACACACAUUUUUAUCAUCUUUAUUCAAGGAAUUGUAGCUAAUAAUAAAAACCAAAAUAAAUAUAAUAACACUAAUAAGUAGGGGAAUACGGGUUUGCAGGUCAGUAAGGUUGUCGUAGUUUUUACUGGCUAUAGCCAUUAUGUAACAGUAAGAAUGUAAUUUUUUCUUUUCAAUUGCACUGAGAUUCAGUAAAUUCUACUUGUAUUUUUGGGUGGA
Messenger RNA from Papaver somniferum (opium poppy), 1686 nucleotides. RefSeq lists its product as uncharacterized. Bases 326 to 1375 code for a protein of 349 amino acids. The record is from RefSeq and is a predicted model, not a curated record. NCBI's taxonomy places the organism in Eukaryota, Viridiplantae, Streptophyta, Magnoliopsida, Ranunculales, Papaveraceae. The transcript is spliced from 8 exons.